Messenger RNA from Closterium sp. Naga37s-1, 462 nucleotides. NCBI's taxonomy places the organism in Eukaryota, Viridiplantae, Streptophyta, Zygnematophyceae, Desmidiales, Closteriaceae. The record is from the annotation of a GenBank genome assembly.
AUGUCGUUGCCUUGGUUUUGCAUUUGCUCUGAAUUCUGUCUUGGCACCCUGAAGGACGCAGAGGCGAGGGAGCAGCAGACGAGACGGAUCAGCAGUGGAGAUGUAGAGGAGACGGGUGCUACAGGCGAGCAGAGCAGACGGCUGCUACAGGCGAGCAGAGCAGACGGCUGCUACAGGCGAGCAGAGGAGAUGGCUACUACAGGCAAGCAGAGGAGACGGCUGCUACAGGCGAGCAGAGGAGACGGCUCCUACAGGCGAGCAGAGGAGACGGCUGCUACAGGCGAGCAGAGGAGACGGCUGCUACAGGCGAGCAGAGGAGACGGCUGCUACAGGCGAGCAAAGGAGACGGCUGCUACAGGCGAGCAAAGGAGACGGCUGCUAGAGGCGAGCAGAGGAGACGGCUGCUACAGGCGAGCAGAGGAAACGGCUGCUAUAGGCGAGCAGAUGAGACGGCUGCUAUAG